AUGGCUAUCGAGGAAACUUCAUCUACUCCAACUGCUCCAACACUAGAUCAGAAUAUUUUGAAGAUUGUAUUGCAUGGUAAAAACAAGUUAGGUUUUGUGCUAGGAACAUGUAGAAAACACAUGUUUGAUCCUAGCUUAUACGAGCUAUGGGAUAGGUGUAAUGCUAUUGUAUUGGCUUGGAUAAUGAAUAGUGUGGCUCCAAAUCUGCUUAGUUCCGUGAUAUACGCCUCUGAUGCUCACAAGGUUUGGGAAGAUCUUCGUGAGAUAUUUGAUAAAGUCAAUGCAUCUAGAUCCUUCUACUUACACAAGGAGAUUGGGAAACUAACACAAGGUUUAUUAUCUGUGUCUGAAUAUUUUUUAAAACUGAGAGAGUUGUGGGAUGAAUAUGAGGCUUUAGUUCCUCCUCCUUCGUGUGGUUGUCCAGAAUCUAGGCAAAAUACAGAACAUUAUCAGCUUCGAAAGUUGUAUCAAUUUCUUACUGGGCUAAAUGAUACCAUUGAUAAUGCCAAGGAUCAGAUCCUCAUGACUAGACCAGUACCUAAUAUAAACCAGGCUUAUGCAAUGAUCAUUAAUGUGGAAAGUCAGAGAAGAACAAUGCUACUCAUAGCACCUGAUUCAUCUACACAACAAGGAAGUGCUGCUAAUGUGGUUCCAGCAUAUAGUUCAACAACUGAUAGCUCCUCAGUAACAACAUGUGUCUCUUCAGCACCGUUCUUUACUCGGUAUCAAUACAAUCAGAUCCUGCAAAUGCUGAACAAAGGAAAGCAGGUUGAUACUGUGGCUAAUUCUGCAAUAAUGAAUACUACAGGUACUAUAACAGCUCUCAUGUCUCAUCUAGUGAGCAAUAAUUGGAUUAUAGAUACAGGUGCUACCAAUCAUAUGGCUCACAACCUCAAUCUGCUGAGCAAUAUUAGAAAGCUAUCAAAUAGUGAUCAGAACUCAGUUCAACUCCCUAAUGGUGAAAAAGUGUCAAAAAUCACAAAAGAGCUAAGAUGUCUAGUGGCUUUCCUUCCUGGCUUCUGCAUAUUUCAGGAGCUCUUCACUGGGAAGGUGAUGGGGAUUGGUAAAGAGGAGCAUGGUCUCUACAUUCUGAAGCACAAAGAACAAGAUGUUCCCAAGCAGCUGCCAGAUCCUAGGCCAUUUCAUUCCAGUCCUUUUGUAAAUACUACUGCUAGUGAGUUUCAAACAAAUAAUGCUAGCACUGAAAAUAAGAAUGCAUCUAAAUGUCUAGAUGAGACUGUUUUGUGGCAUAAGAGAUUAGGUCAUGCACCAUUAAGACUUCUAAAGAAGAUAGAAAGUCUACCAAAUGUUCAGUUGAAGGAGCACUUCUGUACAGUUUGUCCUGUUGCUAAGCAAACCAGAAUUCCUUUCUCUUCCAGUAAUGCAUGUUCUAUUUAUGCAUUUGAUCUCAUACAUGCUGAUAUUUGGGGCCAUACAGAGUACCCACGCAUAAUGGUAAUAGGACUUCUACAAGAACAUGACAUAGUUCAUCAAAGUUCUUAUGUAUACACUCCUCAACAGAAUGGCAAAGUUGAAAGAAGACAUAGAUCUAUGCUUGAUAUGGCUAGAGCCUUAAGGUUUCAGGCUUGUGUUCCCUUAAAAUUUUGGGGGGAGUGUGUUACUACUGCUGUGUACAUUCUGAAUAGGUUGCCUACUAUUGUACUGAAGGGUGUAUCUCCUUUUGAAAGGCUGUUUCACAAGUCCCCUUCCUUACAACAUCUCAGAGUCUUUGGGAGUCUGUGUUAUGCAACUAACCUGAAGAAAACAAAUAAGUUCUGCCCUAGAGCUUUUCCUGUUGUUCAUCUAGGCUAUUCCUCUAGUCAGAAGGGUUAUGUUCUGUAUGAACUGAGCUCCAAACUUUUCUUUGUUAGCAGGGACACUGUGUUCAGAGAAGAUAUUUUUCCAUUCAAACAUCUACACACAACCCCAUCUCCUUUAUUUCCAGUUCUAGAGUUCAAAGAUGCUAAGUGUCCUGCUCUGCCUUCUUCUGAUGCCUUCAAUCCCUCUGCUUCUCCACCUUCUUCUAUGCCUCCCUUGAAUGUUCCUCCUAGUCAACUCUUCCGUUCUCCACCUCCUACUGAUCAUUCUUCCUCACCCUCUCUUCCUUUACCUGCUCAUGCUGAUUUAAGAAGAUCUUCUAGAGUGUCUAAACCUCAUAUAUGGAUGGAAGACUACAUUGUGAUGUCUAAGCCUUCUUCAUGUGCUCACCCUAUCUCACAGUGUGUGUCCUAUAACUCUAUCUCACCCACUUGCAGGGCAUCACUUGCAGCCUAUUCAGCCAUUACUGAACCAAGGACUUAUGAUGAGGCCAAGGCAGAUCCCAAGUGGAUUGAGGCUAUGAAAGCUGAGAUUUCAGCCUUAGAAGCUAAUCAGACUUGGACUAUUGUUGAUCUUCCUCUUGGUAAAACUCCUAUAGGAUGCAAAUGGGUCUUUAAAGUGAAGUACACGUCUAUUGGUGAAGUGGAGAGGUAUAAGGCUCGGCUAGUUGCCAAAGGGUAUAGCCAACUUGAAGGUUUGGAUUACAAGGAGACAUUCUCUCCUGUUGCUAAGAUGGUGACUGUUAGAUCUGUGGUGGCUUUGGCUGCAGCAUCUGGGUGGUAUAUUUUUCAGAUGGAUGUACACAAUGCUUUCCUUCAAGGUGAUCUCCUUGAAGAGGUGUACAUGCACAUCCCAGAUGGCUUUGCCAACCAGAGGGAGUUACAACAACAACAGAAGGUUUACAGGCUUCAUAAGUCACUGUAUGGGCUUAAACAAGCUCCCAGACAGUGGAACUUGAAGCUGACUAGUGCACUGAUUGACAUGGGCUUUGUCCAAUCGCACUAUGACUAUUCUUUGUUCACACACAAGGCAGGCUUGACAGGAACUAGCUUAGCACUUAUUCAACAAGUGAGGAAAGAUCUACAAGCCAGAUUUAAAAUAAAAGAUCUGGGAGAACAGAAGUUUUUCCUUGGUAUUGAGUUCUUGAGAUCCAAGGAAGGAAUCUUGAUGAAUCAAAGGAAGUAUGCACUUGAUCUAGUGUCUGAAAUGGGAUUAGCAGGCAGUAAAACAACUGCCACCCCUCUAGAGUUCAAUCACAAGCUUUCCUCUGUAGAACUAGACAGGUUUCUACACACUAAUCAAACCUUAGUUGACAAAGAAUUAGAAGAUAGAAGCAGCUAUCAAAGGCUGAUUGGUAGACUAUUAUGCCUAACUAUGACUAGGCCUGGUAUUGCCUUUGUAGUUCAGAAAUCAAAGAAACAAAGUACUGUUUCCAGAAGUUCUGCUGAAGCAGAAUUCAGGAGCAUGGCAUCAACUGUAGCUAAGAUCACUUGGUUUAUUGGACUGUUUAAAGAGCUUGAAGUGAAGGUGAAUUUGCCCGUGCAACUGUUUUGCGACAGCAAAGCUGCAAUUAAGAUUGCAGCUCACCCCAUUUUUCAUGAGAGGACAAAACACUUUGACAUUGACUGUCAUUUUGUGAGAGAAAAAAAUUCAAGAUAG
Nicotiana attenuata is the source of this 3477-nucleotide messenger RNA. RefSeq lists its product as uncharacterized. Gene Ontology annotation, molecular function: nucleic acid binding. The coding region runs from base 1 to 3477 and encodes 1158 amino acids. Gene Ontology annotation, biological process: DNA integration. Lineage: Eukaryota; Viridiplantae; Streptophyta; Magnoliopsida; Solanales; Solanaceae. The record is from RefSeq and is a predicted model, not a curated record. The transcript is spliced from 7 exons.